Messenger RNA from Xenopus tropicalis (tropical clawed frog), 2633 nucleotides. RefSeq lists its product as uncharacterized. The transcript is spliced from 2 exons. The record is from RefSeq and is a predicted model, not a curated record. Bases 153 to 2513 code for a protein of 786 amino acids. Lineage: Eukaryota; Metazoa; Chordata; Amphibia; Anura; Pipidae. Gene Ontology annotation, molecular function: DNA binding.
AUGCGGGCAGGGGUGGGGUGGGAAGCCGCUGGCCCGGGUGGGUUUGGGCGGUGAGGUCGGUCCGGCUGUACUCACACUGCUGCUCUCAUUUUACCUCACGAUUAACCCUUUAGCUGCACAUAGAGAAGGAAAUUCAGACUCAUUUUUAAAAAAUGCCUAAUUGCAUAGUACGCGGGUGUCCACACAAAACUGCACAAAAAGACAAAUAUCCAGAUGUCAGUUUACAUUAUUUUCCAAACGACCUCAAUGCAAUAACGAAUUGGCUGAGACAAACUGCGCAGUAUGGUGAGAAUUUGGAAUCCGUAGCUAACGAAAUUCAUCAAUCGGCAAAAACAGGAAGACACAGAAUUUGUUCUGUCCAUUUCACAGAAGAUUCGUUUGUCGCCAAACGUUCAAAAAUAAUGCUAAAAGCGAAUGCUGUUCCCACAAUUUUUGAUAUUCAGGCCACUCCAGUUUCGGUAACCGCAAUGGAAUCUAAAUCCUUCCAAAGUCACAAGAGAAGAAGAGUAGAGGAUCAUAUUCCUUCCACCUCUCACACGAUUGUGCGUAUUGUCAAACAUUUUAUGACUGUUGCAACCCAAACUGAAGAAAAGAUCUACGUUGAUGCAAGUACCACAUCCAUGGAUAUGCAGCUUGGUAUUCAUAAAGCCAGUGGUUCUGAUAAUCCACAGCUCGCUAUAGGAGUACAGACAGGAGACGAUUCAGUGCCAGCCGAACCUUGGCGAAUCCAAAAAGAUCAUGGCUAUCCCGUCGCGUUUUCCACGUCCAUAAAAUGUAUGUUGGAUAUAGAUAAACCUAAUCCAACUGUACCGGGUAAGACCAUACAAACAGUGCAAGAAUCUAAUUUGGAGGGAGAAUAUGAAUUGUUUGAACUUACUGACAGUCAGCUAAGCAGUAUCCAGGCAGUGGAGCCCAGUAUAAAAGAAGAAAAGGACACGUCUAUUUAUGAACCAGAGGAAAGCGUUGGUUUUACAGAAGCUGAUUCAACGUUUACUGAAAAAAAAGAUGAAAUUCUUCAGCGCAGUUUUAUAGUAUUUGAAGAACUACUGGACCAACUAUUUUAUCUAGUAAAAUGUCAACAUAGUGCUAACUCGCCAUGCCACGCACCAAUAGUUGGAAUUGAAAAAAAAUUAAAUGGAACUAUGGUAGAAGUCAAGUUAACAUGUCUUUCCGGACAUUGCUCUUUGAUAUGGAACUCUCAGCCAAUAGCAGGACAGGUAUCUAUUGGAAAUGUAUCAGUAGCCUGUGCCAUUUUACUGAGUGGAUCACCCUUUACAAAAGUGAAGGAAAUGUUUCAGCUAUUGUCUAUCCCAUUCUUUUCUCAUGCUGCAUAUUGCACCUAUCAGAAACAAUAUAUAUUCCCCGCAAUUGAUUUGGCAUGGAUCAAGGAACAAGAAUUAUUGAAACAGGAUCUUGCGGAUAAAGCCGUUGUUUUGGCUGGCGACGGCCAAUUGGAUAGUCCCGGCCAUAGUGCAAAAUACUGUACCUAUACCAUGAUGGACAUUACGACCAAAAAAAUUGUGGAUUUCACUAUAGAGCAAGUUUGUCCUGGAAAAACUUCAGGGCAAACGGAAACAAUUGCUUUUGCAAAAUGUCUAUUCCGCUUGGAAAAAAAAGGAGUAGACAUUAAAGUGUUGGCAACUGAUAGACACAGUAGUAUUAGAAAAUUCAUGCAAACUAAAUCUGACACCAUCAACCACCAAUUGGAUGUAUGGCACAUUUGUAAAGGUCUGGUAAAGAAGCUUAGGGCCGCAAGUAAACGAAGAAAAUGCAAAGAUAUAGCCCACUGGAUAGGGCCAAUCACCAAGCACUUGUGGUGGUGUUCCCAAACAUGCGACCGGAACGUAGAAAAUCUUCUAGAUAAAUGGCGAUCGCUGCUCUAUCAUAUCGCCAACAAACACACGUUUCCAAAUCUCAAAACAUAUAAAAAAUGCCAACACAGAAAAAUGACAGCUGGGGAAAUAAGAGAAAAAAAAUGGAUAACUCCAUCUCAUCCGGCUUAUUGCACUUUAGUGGCGAUUCUAACCGACAAACUACUGAUUAGAGACAUUUGCCAAACUGAGAAAUUCUGCCAUACGGGGGAUCUGGAGAACUUCCGCAGUAAAGUGCUGAAAUACUGGCCGGAGAGAAUUGAUUUUACAUUAGAUUCCAUGUACGCGAGGACAAUGCUGGCGGCGCUGUCACAUAACAAAAACGUGAAUCGGCCGCAGGCUAGCGCUCGUUGUAGCAAAAUAUCGGAACUCCCUGUUGGAGAGAAAACAUUUCAAAUAGUCUUUCCUAAACAUAACAAAGAAUGGGUAGCCAAACCUAUUAUUGAAGAAGUGGGUGAUUGGCGUCUGUUUGACAUUAUUUCUGAUGCAGGCAAAAUAUUGAAAGGGGAGAUUGUUCCCCGUUGGGAAUCUCAUAGCAAGGGAUUAGCGGGAAAUAUUGCAUCCAAAAACAGCCCUGAGAAACCUGUUGUUGUAGCACAAUACUCACUCAAUAAUGUGACAGUUGUUUGGGGUAAUACAUAGCAAGGUGAUAUGGAGCCAAACAAAUGUUAGAAUGUAAAACUUGUGAUUAUACAGGUAUGGGAUCCCUUAUCCGGAAAGCUCCCAAUUACGGAAAGCCUGUCUCCCAUAGACUCCAUUUUA